This is a messenger RNA of Ricinus communis (castor bean), 2307 nucleotides long. RefSeq names its product probable leucine-rich repeat receptor-like protein kinase At5g49770. The coding region runs from base 73 to 1881 and encodes 602 amino acids. The transcript is spliced from 8 exons. Lineage: Eukaryota; Viridiplantae; Streptophyta; Magnoliopsida; Malpighiales; Euphorbiaceae. Gene Ontology annotation, biological process: protein phosphorylation. Gene Ontology annotation, molecular function: protein kinase activity; ATP binding. The record is from RefSeq and is a predicted model, not a curated record.
GAUAAUAAUAAUUUAAUAUCUCAUGGCCUGAGCUGAACCUUCAAGGCAGCAACCGAGUUCAUUCAGCGGGACAUGAUCAAGACGGGAUUCCCUUCUGUGAAGCUUGCCUUCUUCUUCGUUCCCACCUUAUUGAUCCAUUCCUUCUUCCUCGUUUUACCUUUGCCGGAUGUUUCAGGUUCUUGUUCCUCGUUGAACUUCACGAUUUUCCCUUAUCAGCCAUCCGGGGAAUGCAUAGGCAAUCAGGAGAAAGUCCAGAUCUUGGGCAGCAUCAGUACUACACUUUGCUGCCGAAAUGUGCUCAAUGCCCUGAUUAAAACCUUAGCCUGGACUGUCGCCAGCACAAGUUAUGAUCAUGCUUUCAUCCCACAAGAUAAGUGGAUGAACUGCACUGGGCCUUUUCCCGGACAAGUCACUGUUUCGCCAUCAUUGUGUGGAUUUGACAAUCUUUACCAUGGCAGCAGUGCUUGCUCAAGUUUCUCCUUAUCAUCAAUUAAAGAGGAUUCGUAUUACAAAAAUGCAGUAUCCAAGUGCUCCAAUUUUGACUCUUCUUCUUUUAACGAUGCAUGCUCUAAUUGCACCAUGGCAAUUUUGGGUGCAACAGAUGGUCUGUUGUCAAGAUUAAACGUAGACAAGGAUAAAAAUUAUGAAAGGGCCGUAUGUACAAUAGCAAUUAUUGUCUCAGUUGCAGCUGCAAAUAAAGUCGAUCCAUUUUUUAUUGAUGAUUUCUAUAGGUGCUUGCCUGCCUUAGAUGAAUUUGAUGUGGGUUAUGACAAGAUCAAGCAUAGUACAUUGAAGGCAGUAUUUGCAACGUUUAUGGCGGUUGUCGCGUUGAUUCUGAUACUUAUUCUGACAAUGUAUGUAACUAAGAGCAGAAGAAAGAACAAGCCUCCUAAGCCUGUUGUUCAAUCAAAAGAUAUGAAGGCGUGGUCCGGUCUUUAUAGAUUUUCUAAGGCUGAGAUUGAGAAUGCCAUAAACUAUGGCAACGAAAGAAAAAGCCUUGGACGAGGAAGUGCUGGCCAAGUUUAUAAAGGUGUUCUGCCUAGUGGCCAAGUUGUGGCUGUCAAGCAUAUACAUCAAAGCAGCACAACCGACUCUUUCCAACGCGAAGUUGAAGGUCUUUCAAGAGUUAGGCAUCCGAAUCUUGUUUGCCUUUUCGGUUGUUGUAGCGAGGGAGAAGAUCGAUAUCUAGUUUAUGAAUAUUGCUCAGCAGGAAAUUUAGCUCAACAUCUCCUGAGAAAGGAUACUCUUUUAACAUGGGAAAGAAGAGUUAAGAUCCUAAGAGACUGUGCACUUGGGCUGAGAUACCUCCACCAUUAUAUAGAUGGCUGCAUUGUUCAUAGAGAUAUCAAGCUUACGAACAUCCUUCUGACGGAGAAUUUGGAUCCGAAACUCUCUGAUUUUGGGUUGGCAAAGAUGCUAGGAAUGGAAGAGAGCAAAGUAUUUACAGAUGUUAGAGGAACUAUUGGCUAUAUGGACCCUGAAUAUAUGAGCAAUGCCAAGCUAACCUGUGCUAGUGACAUCUACAGUUUCGGUAUCGUCAUUCUCCAACUGUUAUCAGGACAAAAAGUCAUCGACUUGGAUCUUGAUGCCAGAGACCAGCUCACUCGAAAGGCAAAGGAUGUAAGCAUGGGAAAGCGUCCUGUAACAGAUUUUGAAGAUCCAAGGCUAGAUGGGCAGGUUAACAGGGCAGACUUUGAAGCCAUUCUACAAAUUGCAGUCUUAUGUGUUGCAAAAUCAAGCAAAGGGCGUCCAACGAUGGAUGUUGUCUUUGAAGAGAUGGACAAAGCCUGGAAAAAUACAAUUGCAUACAUGAAACUGAGGCGCGAAACGAGCACAUCAGCAACGCCAAUGUCCAGGUCAUUGGAGGUGGUUCCAGUCUAAUUAAGGAAAUCAAGCUGAGGCAUUAUGAUUAUUUUCAGACAAAGUCCUGCUGAUUAGGAAAGAAUCAACAAUAUAAGUAUUAAUGGACUCCUGGUAAUUCUAAUUUAUAGGAGUAAGACCUUUAGUCUGCUCCACUCCGAUGAAGCCAAUUCAGGAAUGUGCCCCUUUGUCUGCAUGAUGGCAAAGUUAUACAGGUCCAUCACUUGAUCAAGUAAGAAGGAAGAGCCCUUUUCCUCGAGAACUAAUUUAAGAAAAAAGGAAGAAGAAAAAUAUUUAUUUUGUAGCUUAAUGUAUCACAAGGCAGCGUUUCUUUGAAAAUGGUGUGAUAUAAUUUAUCUGGGUUGUAAAUUUUUCCUCAAUGCUAUCACGAUGUUUGCCCUAGCAAAUGGAACCUCAUAUAUGGAAAGAGAAAAGGCCAAAUGAUUA